GGUUAAAAUGUAUGUAACCCCAUAUAAUUACCGGCAUGUUGAGAUAUAAAUUAAAAAGGAAGGACUUGAGGAGCAAUUUUGGAAAACAAAGAAUUGGGUAAACAAGGCAAGAGAGAUUGUGAGGAAUUAGGAAUCCCAAAAGGCAAAAGCCCUAAACGCGCCGAAACACAUAUUGUUAGGGCUUCUUUUCCCACAGCCGUUCGUCAUAUAUAAAUAAGCGCAUAAACAUCAACAAAAUCUAAACAUAUAUUUGUAUACAAAAAAAUAGCUGGGUUUAGGGUUUGUUUCGUUUGGUUGCAAUAUUCUUCAUCAAUCAAUGGCGGAAGAAAAGGUUUCUCGAUCCAAGGGUGUUGUGACCAGAUUCAAUGAUCAGAAGGGUUAUGGCUUCAUCCAGCCGGACGAAGGCGGCGAAGAUCUCUUCGUCCAUCAAACCGCCAUCAAAACCGACGGCUAUCGCACCUUGCGCGAGGGCCAGGUCGUUGAGUUCACGAUAAUCCUCGACGGCGAUAAGACCAAGGCUACCGACGUCACCGCUCCCGGCGGCGGUCCGGUGGAGGCGAAUUCGCGGAGGGGGAACAACGCCAACAGCCGCGGUGAUGGGUUUGGUUUCGGUGAUCGGAGAGGUGGUGGCGGCGGUGGAGGUGGCGCCGGUGAAUGUUUUAAUUGUGGUGAAUUUGGGCAUAUGGCGAGGGACUGCGGCAAUGGCGGCGGCGGCGGCGGCGGCGGUAGUGCUGGAAACUGCUAUAACUGCGGAGGGAUUGGGCAUAUGGCGAGGGAGUGUCCGAGUGGAGGCCGCGGUGGCGGUGUUGGUGGUGGCCGUGGUGGAGGCCGCAGUGGUGGCGGCGGCGCUUGUUUUACUUGUGGGGAGCCAGGGCACAUGGCGAGAGACUGUACCGGUAACGUUGGUGGUGGUGGCAGUGGUGCCGGUGUUGGUGGCCGUGGUGUAGGCCGUGGUGGCGGUGGCGCUUGUUUUACCUGUGGUGAGCCAGGGCACAUGGCGAGAGACUGCACAAGUGGUGGCGGCGGCGCUGGCGGUGCUGGUGGUUACCAGCGUGGAAGCGGUGGUUUUGGGAGGUCCGGUGGUGGUGGUGGAGGAAACUGUUACAACUGUGGGGAGUCGGGACACUUUGCCAGAGAGUGCAACGCAGCGGCUAUUCACUGAUUUUACGAGUUGACGUCCGUAGCUAUUUUGAGUAAUUGUCUUUCCGAUUCCGUUGGUCGUUUUCUUAUUUCAAACGGUUAAUAUGCUUUUAUUAUGUUUUCUUUUUAUAGUGCUUUGCGGGUUUAUACCUACGGGAUAGCUCUUAUACUAUUUUGUGGUUUUUGACUGUGUGAAGCCUAAUAUUUUCUGCUGUUAUCGGCACUCUAGUUAUAAUAUGGUGAUUGUGCGUUUCGAAUUUA
This is a messenger RNA of Erythranthe guttata (spotted monkey flower), 1401 nucleotides long. RefSeq lists its product as uncharacterized. NCBI's taxonomy places the organism in Eukaryota, Viridiplantae, Streptophyta, Magnoliopsida, Lamiales, Phrymaceae. Gene Ontology annotation, molecular function: nucleic acid binding; zinc ion binding. The record is from RefSeq and is a predicted model, not a curated record.